Messenger RNA from Talpa occidentalis (Iberian mole), 4985 nucleotides. RefSeq names its product eukaryotic translation initiation factor 2B subunit epsilon (gene EIF2B5). Gene Ontology annotation, cellular component: eukaryotic translation initiation factor 2B complex. The record is from RefSeq and is a predicted model, not a curated record. The transcript has 16 exons. Bases 112 to 2280 code for a protein of 722 amino acids. NCBI's taxonomy places the organism in Eukaryota, Metazoa, Chordata, Mammalia, Eulipotyphla, Talpidae. Gene Ontology annotation, molecular function: translation initiation factor binding; translation initiation factor activity; guanyl-nucleotide exchange factor activity.
CCCUCCCUCCUUUGGUUAGUCCUUCGCCUUUCAAGUGCUGGGUCCUUUUUGUCCCCUGCUGCGUGCGGUGUCAGCUUCCGAGCGGAAGUGGUGGUAGACCGAGAGAAGAAGAUGGCGGCCCCUGCAGUAGCGCCGCCUGGUGCGGCGACGAGUCGGGCUGGCAAAAGAAGCGGCAGCGGACCGGGAGGCGGGGGCGGCGGCGGAGGAGCCAGGGGGGCGGAAGAGGAGCCGCCACCGCCCCUCCAAGCGGUGCUGGUGGCCGAUAGCUUCAACCGCCGCUUCUUCCCCAUCUCCAAGGACCAACCUCGGGUCCUCUUGCCCCUAGCCAAUGUGGCACUAAUUGACUACACUCUGGAAUUUCUGACUGCCACGGGUGUACAGGAAACCUUUGUCUUUUGUUGCUGGAAGGCUGCUCAAAUCAAAGAACAUUUACAGAAGUCCAAAUGGUGCCGUCCUACAUCCCUCAAUGUGGUUCGAAUAAUCACAUCAGAACUGUAUCGAUCACUGGGGGAUGUCCUUCGUGAUGUUGAUGCCAAGGCCUUGGUGCGCUCUGACUUCCUUCUGGUGUAUGGGGACGUCAUUUCAAACAUCAAUAUAACCAGAGCCCUGGAGGAACACAGGUUGAGGCGGAAGCUAGAAAAAAAUGUAUCUGUGAUGACAAUGAUCUUCAAGGAGUCAUCCCCCAGCCACCCAACUCGUUGCCAUGAGGACAAUGUGGUAGUGGCUGUAGAUAGUGCCACAAACCGGGUUCUCCAUUUCCAAAAGACCCAAGGCCUUCGACGCUUUUCUUUUCCUCUGAGCUUGUUCCAGGGCAGUGGAGAUGGAGUGGAGAUUCGGUAUGAUUUACUGGAUUGUCAUAUCAGCAUCUGUUCUCCUCAGGUGGCUCAGCUCUUUACAGACAACUUUGACUACCAGACUCGAGAUGACUUUGUGAGAGGCCUAUUAGUGAAUGAGGAGAUCCUAGGGAACCAGAUCCAUAUGCAUGUAACAACUAAGGAAUAUGGUGCCCGAGUCUCCAACCUACACAUGUAUGCCGCUGUCUGUGCUGAUGUCAUCCGCCGAUGGGUCUACCCUCUCACACCAGAGGCAAACUUCACUGACCACACAAACCAGAGCUGCACUCAUUCCCGGCAUAACAUCUACCGAGGGCCUGAGGUCAGCCUAGGCCAUGGCAGCAUCCUGGAGGAAAAUGUGCUCCUGGGCUCUGGCACUGUCAUUGGCAGUAAUUGCUCCAUCACCAACAGCGUCAUUGGCCCUGACUGCCGCAUUGGUGAUAACGUGGUGCUGAACCAGGCCUACCUGUGGCAGGGGGUCCGAGUGGCUACUGGAGCACAGAUUCAUCAGUCUCUGCUCUGUGACAAUGCUGAGGUCAAGGAAAGAGUUACACUGAAUCCACGCUGUGUCCUCACUUCCCAGGUGAUAGUGGGCCCAAACAUCACGCUGCCUGAGGGUUCGGUGAUCUCUUUGCACCCUCCAGAUGCAGAGGAAGAUGAGGAUGAUGGCGAGUUCAGUGACGAUUCAGGGGCUGACCAAGAAAAGGAGAAAGUGAAGCUGAAAGGUUACAAUCCAGCAGAAGUAGGAGUUGCAGGCAAGGGCUACCUCUGGAAAGCUGCAGACAUGAGCAUGGAAGAAGAGGAGGAACUACGGCAGAAUCUAUGGGGGCUCAAAAUCAACAUGGAAGAAGAGAGUGAAACUGAAAGUGAACGAAGUAUGGAUUCUGAGGAGCUAGACAGCCGAGCAGGCUCCCCCCAAAUGGAUGACAUCAAAGUAUUCCAGAAUGAAGUCCUAGGAACACUACAGCGGGGCAAGGAGGAGAAUAUUUCUUGUGACAAUCUGGUUCUAGAGAUCAACUCUCUCAAGUACGCCUACAACAUAAGCCUAAAGGAAGUGAUGCAGGUACUGAGCCACGUGGUCCUGGAGUUCCCCCUGCAACAAGUGGAUUCCCCAGUCGACCCAAGCCGCUACUGUGCCCUGCUGCUUCCUCUGCUCAAGGCCUGGAGCCCUGUUUUUAGGAACUACAUAAAGCGUGCAGCUGACCAUUUGGAAGCAUUGGCAGCCAUUGAGGACUUCUUCCUGGAACAUGAAGCUCUUGGUACUUCCAUGGGCAAGGUGCUGAUGGCUUUCUACCAGCUGGACAUCUUGGCUGAGGAAACAAUCCUGAAUUGGUUCAACCAAAGGGAUACAAAUGACAAGGGCCGGCAGUUGCGCAGGAGCCAACAGCUGCAGAGGUUCAUCCAGUGGCUAAAAGAGGCAGAAGAAGAGUCAUCUGAAGAUGACUGAAGUUGGACUGCCUGCUCUAUGAACUGACUGCCCUCUGGGCUCCUGAGCCAGGGCAAGUGAGGGGCUAAUUCAGAAGGAUGAGUAACCACCACCCAGGCUGAGACUUAAAAGAGCAGAGGCUGAAACUACAGUAUUCUUCCCACCGCCAGCAACUUUGUGCCUCCCAUCCUGACCAGGAAGUUGGGAUGAAGGAAGCUGGACUGAAGUAAAGCUUCAGCCUUUGGAGAAGCUGGGCAGGCCCUACAGUUAGAGGAAGGCCAGAGGAACAGCUUUGUGCUCUGGUUUUCCCUCAGGGAACAGCAGAAAGCAACUGGUCCUAUCUGCUGCUUGUAUUUGUUAAUAUUAAAAAAAAAAAAAAAGGAGAGUUGUAUUUGGUUUCUCCAACUUUUGACCGAUCAGUGGUUCAAGUAGGUGACCAAAGAGUUCUGAACCUUUGACUGCAAAGGUUCCUUUCCCCAGCUCCUGGGAGAGGGGAGCAGAGGGGUGUCUAUGGCCACUAGGUGGCACCUUGCUAAUUGGCUGUUGGCAUGGCUUUUGGGUUGUUGGAGGCCUGCAUUCUCUUCUUCAGCUUCUAUGGACCAAUUUGUGGUAUUAAGUGGUAUUCCUAAGCCUAUUUCCAUAGAGAUUUCUAAAGGUCAUGAUGACAAGCAUAUGUAAAGCCCAGUAGCCACCUCCCAAGUCCCUCACAUGCCUAUCAGGGAAGCCAGACCACGCUUCAUCUUAAAGAUAAGGAAAUUUGUUCAAGAUCUCAUGGCUCUUGAAGGGCAAAUUAACUUGAGCCUCAAUCCAGAAUUUUUUCCAUUCCAGCAUAUUCAGUAUCUCAACAAGAAGAAUUGACCCAAGGCAACUACAACCUGAAGUCAGUGAUAACUAUCCUAAAAACUCAGGUAGAGCCUGUGAAAUGGGCUUUCCCCUAAUAUUGAGAGGCAUUUUGCUAAGUAUUUUCCAUGUUUCAUUAUUUAACCUCCUAUCAGCCCUAUGAAGUAGGUUUUAUCCCAUUUCAGAUGAUGAAGUUCAGAGAGGUCCCAUAACUAAUUAUUAGAGCUAGGAUUGUUGUUGGACUCUUGCUGGAGUUUGUCAUUUUGCUGUUUUGUCAUCUUUAACCUCAAAUGUAAGACAUCCUUUCUGUCUCAUCUUUUUGAGCUCUUUGUUGCCUUUCUAUAACUUACUCUGUUGACACUGAAAUGGUGGCAAAUGUCACUGUGGUAACAAGUGACCCUCCUGAACAUCACAGAUAAAAUUAUUUUCUUCACUUCAAUUGCGUGGAAAGUAAUCUGAGGAACAGGACACUACUCAGGUGUGAAGGCAUUACUGAGUAUUUCUUUUUCCCUCUUAUUGCUGGAUAUUUCUGAAGAGGGAAAAUCAAGCUGGCCAAAGUUUGGCUUGAUUCACGUUUCACAUUCAGUAAAUCUCCAUUUCUGCUUUGUCAGAUACAGGAUCUAGUGCUAGAGGUCCAUGCUAAGGUUAUGGCAUGGACUGAAAGGGAGUAGUUAAACACAAAUAUAAGUUAUCCAAAAAAAAAACCAAACAUAUAGGUUAUCUUUUAUCUAAUGGGUGGCAGAGAUCAGAGGUGACCUAUAAGAAUUUCUAGGAGGAAGCAAUUUCUUGUAUUGGAGUGAUAUGGAAAGCUUACAUGAUUGUGAUACUUGCAUAGCCUGAAAAAAACAGGAAAAGGUAGAAGAGAACAUCAAAAGCAAAGCAAAUGAUUUCCAUUUAAACAUGACAUAUUUGAGGGCCUCCUUGGUGGUGCAGGGGUUAAAAUUAGCGCUAUCAAGCUACUGCCAGCCUCUGUAGCACCCUAGGCCUGCCAGGGAGCUGACCCACGUGGCUUAGCAGACCUUCUGUCUCACCAGCUUCUCCCCUCAGCAGUGUAUUUCAGUACAUCUGCCUGUUCUGCUCCCCACUCUCUCUGGUGAGUCCUCGCUCUCACACACGCACACACCCACACCUCUGGCUUAUACCCCAGUUCUUGUAUGCAUAAAUAAAUCUUUAAAGAAAAUGACAUUUGAUAUGCGGACCUUUUGCUCCCAAAGGAAUUAUUUGAAAAAGGCAUAUAAUUCAGUGAUAAAACAUGAGGUGAUAACAAUGAGCGACAUCAACAUUUUGGCACUUCAGGAAAUGAGAAAUAAAUGAGUCAAAGUUGACUUAGCAGAAUAAGAUGGGUUCUACCUACUAAGGUGGUUAUUGCAAGAAGCAAGAGCGAAUGUGCUUCUGAACCCAGAAAAGACUCAGCAGAAGGGGUCAGGAUUAGGGCUGAGAACUGAGGGUGAGUUGAGGGGGUAUCAAACUAAGACCUGUAUAACUAAGCCCACCUCUGCCCUCAUGCCAUCCCUCCCCACCUCCAGGUCCCCACCUCUUCUGGCCCAGCUAAGUGAUUACUCCUCCCCUACAGGAAAUGGGAGAUUUAGUUUCUGAAGAAAUGGUGGGGGAGGAAAUUAUCAAAGAAAUACUUAUGGUUUCCUGAACCCAAAGUUAAGUGAGUUUCCAGAUUGACUGAGUGUCCCAUAAGUGCUCAGCAUAAUGAAUGAAAUAGCCCCAUGAAAUUUCAGAACCUCUAAAUAUAAACUGCUAGAGCUUCUGAACUCAACAGCAGGCAUGGUGGUGAUGACGGUGAGGUACUAAAUUGAACAUGAGGAAUUAAAUAAAAGUAAACGGUAGGUUGGGCCUCCCCAGUGGCACAACGGUUGAGCGCUGGGUUGCGAAGC